Molecule: messenger RNA, 13002 nt
Organism: Fundulus heteroclitus (mummichog)
Lineage: Eukaryota; Metazoa; Chordata; Actinopteri; Cyprinodontiformes; Fundulidae
Product: dmX-like protein 1
Exons: 51
Coding region: 521-9814 (3097 amino acids)
Biological process (GO): vacuolar acidification
Cellular component (GO): RAVE complex
Molecular function (GO): protein binding
Source: RefSeq, a predicted model, not a curated record
GGCGUCUCAGCCGUUAUCAUGACACAUCUUCAACAUAAGGAAAAGCUUCCUCUCUGUAUGAGCGUUUUAUUUUGUUAACCUUGGAGUAAGGGUGACCUCAUUUGUCGCAGCCUGAGAAGUAAACAUCUCCACGUCUUGUCGGGCAGGUGCUGCCUGCCGGUUAAUGUGUGCCCUGAGUUGUUUUAGAGCUAGCUUGGGUCAGCUCGCUGGAGAGAGGCAGAGCUUUUACGAGCUAGUCGCGGCUAACGCGGCUAACCGAGCAGACCCGUCGCGUCGGGGUUGCUGACACUCGCCGAAAAAAACAGCCGCUGACAGGACGAAACGUUGCCUUCACGUCCACGGGGUUAUGACACGGAGUAACAACAGAAGUAAGUCUGCAGGAACACUGACCCGAGUCUACAGGCCACAGGCAAGGAUGAGCCGGUCCCUCCCAUGGUUUCCCAUGAAUCUCACCUGGAGUGGGAGCGUGUUGUGAAACCAGAGCCGUGGAAAGACCAGACGUGGGCCUUCAGCGGCAGUCAUGAAUCUCCAUCAGGUCCUCACAGGGGCCGUCAACCCUGGGGACAAUUGCUUCUCUGUUGGCAGUGUCAACAAUGUGCCUUUCACGGCCUAUGCGUCAGGUUGUGACGUGGUGAUUUUAGGGAGUAAUUUUGAGCGGCUGCAGAUCAUCCCGGGGGCCAAACACGGUAAUAUCCAGGUCGGUUGCGUCAACUGCUCACAGCGAGCUGGACAGAUUGCAGCUUCCUAUGGAAGCAUUGUUUGUGUUUUUGAGCCAGUUCAGCACCCAGAUCAAAAGUACACUUCAUCAUUUAGACGAAGCUGCCAGUGGCAGAAGACUGGUCAGUUUGUUUUAGAGUCAAUGGUGCGAAACCUGGCUUGGCACCCCACAGGUGGUACUCUGUUAACUGGCUCUACUAGCCUUCAGUUGUGGUCCAAUGUUGAUGGAAAAUAUGAGAGCGAAGAAAGGGAAAAGCGGACAAGAACCAACAAACAAGACACUAAUUCUACCUGGAGGUGUAUCUGGCAGAGCAAGACUGCAUCUCCAGUCAGUUUUAUGAAGUUCUCACCUGAUGGGCAGUUCUUUGCUACUGCUGGACAGGACGACUGUCUGGUGAAGGUCUGGUACAGCACAGACAGGUGGAAGUCAUGUGUUGCACAGCUAUUUACUCCUCCAGACGCCAACGUGAGUGUGCAGGGAGAGCUGGCCUUUUCCUUCAUCUACUUGGCCCAUCCUCGCUCGGUCACUGGUUUUUCCUGGAGGAAGACUAGCAAGUACAUGCCACGAGGGGCGGUGUGUAACGUUCUGCUCACCUGCUGUAAGGACAGCGUUUGCCGGCUGUGGGCAGAGACGUUGUUGCCAGGUGACAGCCUCAUCUCCGGUUACCAUAGCAGCCAUCUUUCCGGCCAGAACGGUGAAACGGCCGCGUCUGCUGGCCCCUCUUCGAAACACAGCUGCAAUGGGAAAACAGCAGCAACGUCAUCACUAGAAUUCAGUUUCCAAGAAACAUGGCAUUCCUCGUCUUAUCGGGAUAUUCCUCAGCCUUCUCUGACUGGCUGCCAGCCUCACCAUCAGAACCGACACCAUAACCACAGGAGGAGCAGCAACAGUGGGACGCCUCACGCUAACGCUCUCUGCCACUUCCACAUUGCUGCUAGCAUUAACCCUGCCACAGACAUUCCUUUACUGCCUUCCAUCUCGGCUCUGAGUGCGGUGGACGAUGAGGAACCCGGCGGUCUGUUUACUGUCCACUGGCUCAACAACAAAGAGCUUCAUUUCACUUUAGCAAUGGAAGUCUUCCUGCAGCAACUCGGAGGAAGUUUUGAACAAAGGAACGAGUCGCCUAAUGAAGAGCUUUAUGAUGAAGACAACUCAGACGAAGAAGGGAACAGGCCAAGUGACUCCCAAGCCCCUGAAGGUGGGGAGCUUCCUGUAGCAGCCGUGGAGCAUCAAGUGGACGUUCUGUUGGAAGAGUGGAAUAAAGGGGCUGACAUGCUGUUCAGUAUACAUCCCCUGGAUGGCUCUUUGUUAGUCUGGCAUGUUGACUGGUUAGAUGAAUACCAACCAGGCAUGUUCAGGCAAACUCAGGUGUCGUUUGUGUCCCGUAUCCCUGUAGCGUUUCCUACAGGUGACGCAAUCUCCCUGAGCCACAGUGUGGUUAUGUACGCCUGCAACAAGAACGUGGAUCUGGCCAUUCAGCACGGCAGACAGCGGCCGCCUGGGACCUCGUUGGCUCAAACCAAAUGUGCUCUAAUAAGCUACGGGAGUCACGGAAAGGCUGCACCCAGCAGCAGCCUCAGACUGAGCAUUUUCACCCCCAACGUCCUCAUGAUCUCCAAACACGACGACGGCUCCCUGAAUCAGUGGGCGGUCAGUUUUGCCGAGGACUCCGCUUUCUCCACCGUGCUCAGUGUCUCUCACAAAUCACGCUACUGCGGUCACCGUUUCCACCUCAACGACUUGGCCUGUCACUCCCUGCUCCCUCUGCUCCUCACCACCUCACACCACAACGCCUUGAGGACGCCAGAGGCGGACAGCAUCCCAGCUCCUCCGCACGCCCACUCCACCGGCGUCCCGUCUUUUCCUCAUGGGUCGCGACCCACCCGCGUGUCCCUCGGAGGGGUUUCCCAAGAUCCCAAUGCCAUCUACAGCGAGCUGAUUCUGUGGAGGGUGGACCCCGUCGGGCCGCUGUCUCUGUCGGGCGGGGUCUCGGAGCUGGCGAGGAUAAACUCCCUUCAUGCAUCAGCGUUUGCUAAUGUAGCCUGGCUACCUGCGCUCAUCCCCAGCAGCUGUUUAGGUGCGUACUGUAACUCCCCCAGUGCUUGCUUUGUGGCGAGCGACGGCCAGUCACUCAGGCUCUAUCAGGCUGUUAUUGAGGCGAAGAAACUCCUGAGUGAGCUCUCCAACCCUGAGAUUUCUAAAUAUGUUGGGGAGGUGUUUAACAUUAUCAGUCAGCAGUCCACAGCAAAACCAGGCUGUAUUAUUGAGCUGGAUGCCAUUACAGACUUUCAGGGUAAGGAGAUCCAGCUCCUGCACGUCUUUGAGGAAGAACUAAUCCUUGGCAGUGUGAAAACAGAAGAGACACAAGAUGCUCCUGACUCUCCUCCUAUUGCUUCCAGUAAGCCAGCCUUCUCCGGACGGUUUUUCCUGGUGGUGGUAGAAUUAACCCCUACAGGUCGCUCUCUGCUCCAUAUGUGGCAUCUACAUCUGGCAGCUUGUCCUGUCACUAUAGAGGAAGCUACAAGACAGAGAGAAAUAAACCCGGUUUCUCCAAUAACCGGGUCUCAGUUCAUCUUCGACGUACCCAGCUCUCCAGUACAGAAGAGCAAACCCUGCACUUCUAAUUUACAGAGCGCCUGUCGCCUCAGCCUGACAACGCACGUGCUGUGCAGCCAAGAGAUGGCUCUACCGCAAGGGGUGGAAGUCAUCAGUGUCACUCCUUCAGCAGGUCAUCUGAGUGCAUCAUGUUCUCUACCCUCUGGCCGUGUGCCCUAUCUCCUUGCUACUUCCUGUUCUGACGGAAAGGUGCGCUUCUGGAGGUGUAGCGUUUUGAAAACAGAACCAGCUAGUGUUGACAGUUUGGCGUAUAAGUGGGAAGAGUGGCCUCUGCUGGUGGGGGAGACGCUUCCAAACAGCAGCGUUGUAACCGUGCCAGGUCUGCCCGUCAAGGUGAGCUGCUGUCACUCUGGACGGAUUGCCGUCGCCUACAGGCAGGCGACAAACCCACCACUGAACUCGACGCCUCAUCUGAGUACUCACAGACUGCUACCUUCUCCUCCCGCCUUGGCAUCCUCCCCCUUCUCCAACAACACACACCUCACCCAAACCCUCACUGUACAGCCUUGCCAAAGUCUAGCUCUAAGCCCCAACCCAGCCAACACAAAAGAACCAGCCGUUCAUAUCAGCACCUUCCAGUGUGAGUCCACCGGUGGCUCGCAGUGGAUACUGGAGCAAACUAUAGUCCUGGAAAGCACAGAUACCACUUUUUCUGCCGCCAGCAAUGGUCCAAACAGACGUGCCAAUAUUCCAAAUAACACAGACUUCUCUGCAUCUAAUGGAAACUGUCCUGGUUCUGCUAGUGGGAGCCUGGUUCACUUGGACUGGGUUUCCCAAGAGGAUGGGUCACACAUAUUGACUGUUGGCAUUGGGACAAAGAUUUAUAUGUAUGGCCGUCUGUCUGGAAAGCCUCCAGAUUUAGGCCUCUCUUCUGAAACAAAUAGAGAACAAAGUCUGUCUCGUCUGGUUCUCCUUCGAUCCGUCAACCUGGUUUCCUCUGUUGAAGGCUCGGUGCCUAUCCCGGUCUCCCUGUCCUGGGUUAGAGAUGGGAUCUUGGUGGUGGGCAUGGACUGUGAGAUGCACGUUUACUCCCAGUGGCAACCCCCGGUUGCCCCCAAACCCAGCGCUGCGGUCGUCCAAGACGCAGAUAUCAGCAGCAGCGUCUCCUCUAUAGUCUCCGCUGUCAGACAGUGCCAGGAGGACGUUUUCACCAAUGGUGCUCCUACAACUUCACUGACCCUACCCAAAAAAUCCCUUACAAGAUCAAUGAUGAGCCUGGCGCAGAAACUUAGCGGGAAGAAAACCGUUUAUGACCUUCCUGUGGAGAUGGAGGACUCUGGACUUUUUGAAGCGGCUCACCAACUCUUCCCCACUCUGCCCCAAUACCAUCCCGUACAGUUACUGGAGCUCAUGGAUCUCGGGAAGGUUCACCGUGCCAAAGCAAUCCUCUCACACCUGGUGAAAUGCAUUGCUGGGGAAAUCGUAGUGCUUAAGGACAACGCCGCCCAUCCCGAGAAACGUGUGCGCUCUCGGACUAUCAGCGUGGGAGGCAGCACAGCCAGGGACCAGAAGAUAUUCAACAAAUCAGAAAGCUCCAGCCCUGACUACACAGAGAUAAGCUCCGUCCCUCCCCUGCCUCUGUACGCUCUGCUGGCAGCUGAUGAGGAUACGCCACAUCUCGAGAAAGGAGGCAGUAUGAGUGGUGACAGUGGACAUGGAUCCAGUCAGGCGGAUGCCUAUGAUGAGCUCUUUCACACACACAACACCCUGGAUCUGGAUCCUCUGGACAGCGAACAAGAGGAAACUGGGAAUAAGGUUAUAGACCUUUCCCAGUACAGUCCGACGUACUUUGGUCCAGAACAUGCGCAGGUUCUGUCCAGCCACCUCCUCCACUCCAGCCUGCCCGGCUUAACGCGAAUGGAGCAGAUGUCUCUCAUGGCGCUGGCUGACACCAUCGCCACAACGAGCACAGACCUCAAGGAUAACCAGGAUAAGAGCAAAGGUGGAGAAACCUUGGACGAGUGUGGGUUGAAGUUCCUGCUGGCGGUCAGACUUCACACCUUCCUCCUAACAUCCCUUCCUCCUGUCCAUCGAGCCCAGCUGCUACGGCAAGGCCUGUCAACGUGCCAGUAUGCCUGGGCCUUCCACUCUGAAGCUGAGGAGGAGCUGCUGAACAUGCUGCCCGCCCUACAGAAGGGAGAGCCCACCUGGGCCGAGCUGCGCGCUAUGGGUGUAGGCUGGUGGCUGCGCAGCACCAACAAGCUGCGCAGGUGCAUUGAGAAGGUUGCUAAGGCUUCUUUUCAGAGAAACAAUGAUCCGCUGGAUGCAGCGAUAUUCUAUCUUGCAAUGAAAAAGAAGGCGGUGGUUUGGGGACUGUACAGGUCUCAGAAGAAUGCAAAAAUGACAGAGUUUUUCCAUAACAACUUCAGCGAGGACAGGUGGAGGAAAGCUGCGUUGAAGAAUGCCUUCUCUCUGCUGGGAAAGCAGCGGUUCCAGCAUUCUGCUGCUUUUUUUCUUCUGGCUGGUUCCCUUAAGGAUGCCGUGGAGGUGUGUUUAGAGAAAAUGCAGGACUUGCAGCUGGCCCUGGUGAUCUCUAGAUUGUAUGAAUCGGAGUUUGAGACGUCUUCUACUUAUAAAAAAAUCCUCCAGAGACAUGUUUUGGGACACGACAAACAGAUUCCUGUCCAUCCAGAUCCAUUCCUGCGAAGCGUAGCUCACUGGGUCCUGGAAGAUUACAGCAGGGCGUUGGACACGCUCAUCGAGCUGCCUGCAAGCUCCAAAAGCUCUGGAGCGUCCGAGAGCCAACGUGACAGUGGUUCCUCUGCCAUGUCCGCGUGUAACCCUGAGGUUUUCAACUUCUACAUCUACCUCCGCACACACCCCCUGCUCCUCCGCCGGCAUUUCAGCUCUUCAGAUAGAGCUAAAGUGGCUCUAACGACAGAAGUCCGCAGGGCUGACUCCAUCAGCCUGGACGAGAGGAGACUCUUUUUCACGACCGCGUACGCACACCUGCACGCCGGGUGCCCCAUGUUAGCGCUUGAAGUCCUUUCCAAAAUGCCCAAAGUCCACAAGCACUCCAAAGUUUCCCAUCAGGGGGUUAAAGGCCUUCCUCAUGAACUGAGCGUCGGGAGCAGGAACGGGCUAGCAUCAGAACCUGACUGGUCGCCGACUGGCCUGAACGGCUACCAGUCGGACGGAAACAGCAAUAGCCGGUCCGAUUCAGUGUUGAGUUUUGACUGGAGCCAGCCGUCGGUGACCCUCCCAGAUGAGCCCCUGGAGCUGAAGUGGGACAGCGACAAAGACGACGAGGACGAUGAGGAUGAAGAGAACAAUCGGGAAAAAGCAAAGAAAGCGGACAACAGCGUGUUCCAGGACCGCCAGGACUCCAUGCUGACACUGGCGGAAACGGUGAAAAGUGAGGAAAGUGAAGACAGCGACGCCUUCAUCGCUCCGUCUGAGGAUAUAUUCCUGGCCCAUCUAAAGUUCACCGCCUGCCUGAAGAUCAUGAGCAACGAGCUUCGGACUCUGUCAACGGGCUACGAACUGGACGGAGGGAAGCUGCGCUACCAGCUCUGUCAGUGGUUGGAAAGAGAGGUGGUGGCUCACCAGCAUGUUUGCAGCUAUAUGCCUUGCUUGCCAGAGCAGGCUGUCCCGGGUGAUGGCCCCGUUUCGGGCCUGGUGGAGGAAGAACAGCUUGGCAGCCCCCCUGGUGACAGCCAGAAGAGCAGGAGACUCUGGCUGCAGAGCAACCAGCCUUUACUGAGGAUGUUUCUGAGCUACUGCAGCUUGCAUGGCUGCCAUGGUGGAGGACUGGCUUCUGUACGCAUGGAGCUCAUAUUGCUGCUUCAAGAAUCUCAUCAGGAUGACUCCAUGAAGUCAGAGGUAGCAGUGAACUCCCAGCCGACCUCUAUCCCUCUGCUCAUGGCCUGCACCGCCAAUGUAAAGACGGUGGUGGCCAACCCCAUCGUCUAUCUGACCAAUCUGACUCACGACAUCCUGCAAACCAUCACUGCAUUCGACUCGCCUCCCCACCCAGAUGUCAUCAACAAUGAGAUCUAUGUGAUGCAUACCUUGGCGGCUUCCUUGUCUGCAUGUAUUUAUCAGUGUCUUUGUGACGGACACAAAUACAGCCAUGUGAACCAUUUCACCGGGACUGUGUACCAGAGUGUUUUACUGUCUCAGAAGCAAGCAUUGAAAACCGCCAGCAUGGAUGAGGCCGUUCAACCAAACACCUCUCCUGCUCAGUGGCCUGGUAUUGCCUCCCUUAUUCGCCUGUUGAGCUCUGCAGGUGAGGAGACCCAGCCAGGCUUGGCUGUGCUGCUCUGUGAGAUCCUGACGGCAGUCUUCCUCAGUCUGUUCGUGCACGGCAUGGCCACGCACUCCAGCAACGAGCUUUUUCGCAUCGUGGCACACCCACUCAACUGCAAACUUUGGAUGACGGUGUUUGGAGGAGGCGCCCGCAUCCCUGUCGUGGAUAAAACCAGCAGCCCAGCAAGAACGCCGCCUCCAACCUCACCAAGUGGGUCAGACAGGAAGCCACGGCGAUUCAGGCUUCUGUCAUCCCGGAGUGGAUCCAGGGAAGAGUCGGGAAUUGAGCGGGAAGGACCAUCCAGUCUUAAGAUUGUUGUGGAACAGGAAGCUACCUCCAUUUUCAAAGAGCAGUUUGUCCCACCAGAGCUCAGUAUCUGGGACUAUUUCAUUGCCAAGCCUGAGCUGCCACCAUCAGAAAACAGAGUUGAGUAUGACUCAGAGGAGAGCCAGGACAGCCAGGAUGAAGACGAUGAAGACAACGAAUCUGAAGACGUGUUUGAGCCCAAUUCUCCACAGAAAGAGCAUUCAAACCAUAAUUCAUACAGCUGGUGUUUGAUGCGCCUAGCCAUGGUUCAGCUGGUGUUGGUCAACCUCAAGUCUUUCUACCCGAUGGCGGGAUAUGAUCUACUAGAUUUGCCUGUGGCUUCCCCUCUGUGUCACGCUGUGCUGAAAACGCUGCAGCGGUGGGAGCAGGUGCUGCAAAAAAGGCUGGAGAUCUUCGGAGGCCCUCCCUCCAAGUAUAUCUCCACUCAUCUCUACGAUGAAAUCACAACCCCAGGCCCCGCCCUGCUCAGACACAAAGCCCUGUUUGAACCAUCCAACACCCCGUUCAGAAACAGCCACUACUCAGCGCUGCCGGUGAAGCGUUUAUGGCAGUAUUUGGUCAAACAGGAAGAGGUGCAGGAGACGUUCAUUAGGAACAUUUUCACAAAGACACCCGGCACAAAUCAGUCGGUUGAGGACCACACUGACACUAUGAAAUAUUCAGGAGUGGAGGAAGCAGGAAACAGUCAGACCGAGUCAGAUCUGGGCUGCCCCGGAGGCAAAGCACGCAUCAUCCACAAAGAAUCUGACAUCAUUACAGCCUUCGCCAUCAACAAGGCAAACCGUAAUUGUUUAGUCAUGGCCUCCACACACGACAUCCAGGAGCUGGAUGUGUCAGCCAUCUUGGCCACACAGAUCUUGACUUGGAUUGAUGAUGAUGAUGUUGAAACCAAAAGUGUUGGUGGUGAUGAAUUCCUGGUGGUCCAUGCGCGAGACGACUUCGCUUCGCUCCACGGCACCACUCCUUACACCCACAGUAGCCCCGGCACGCCCAUCAACGUGCCGUGGCUUGGAGGCCACCAGACCGGCAGGGGUGCAGCUGUGAUGAUAAAGAGAAAUAUCAACAACGUGAGAAGAAUGACCUCUCAUCCCACACUGCCGUACUACCUGACAGGAGCUCAAGACGGUAGCGUGCGGAUGUUUGAGUGGGGUCAUUCCCAGCAGAUCAUCUGCUUCAGGAGUCCGGGCAACUCCAGAGUCACCAGGAUCCGAUUCAACCACCAGGGAAACAAGUUUGGUGUUGUAGAUGCAGAUGGAGGAUUAAGUCUCUGGCAAACCAACACCAGUGGGAACACACCCAAACCAUACCUGACUUUGCAGUGCCACAACAAGACGGCUAAUGACUUUGUUUUUGUGGGCUCUUCUUCCCUCAUCGCCACCGCAGGUCUUUCAACAGACAACAGGAAUGUUUGUCUGUGGGACACGCUCGUCACUCCUGCAAACAGCCUAGUACAGACUUUCUGCUGCCACGAGUCCGGCGCCACCGUGCUCUCGAUGGCACAGCGGCGGCAGCUGCUCCUCACCGGCGGCAGGAAAGGUUGGAUCACCAUCUUGGAGCUUCCGCACAGACACCAGCGGCAGAGCUUCCAGGCUCACGACUCGCCGGUCAAGGCGCUGGCCGUCGACGCCACCGAGGACUGCUUCAUCAGCGGCUCCGCCGAGGGAAACAUCAAGGUGUGGAGUCUGGCCACGCAGUGCCUCCUCUACUCCUUCCCCAACGAACACGCCCGCCAGUCGCUGUUCAGGAACCUCGGCACGGGCGUCAUGCAGAUCGAGGUGGGACCGGCCAGCCACAUCUUCUCCUGCGGCGCCGACGGGACCAUGAAGUUGAGGACCCUUCCCAACCGCUUCGCUGCGGCGGGAAGCGGCAGCAGCCCCGGCAGCGACGUCAAGUUCUUCAUUUAGGCGGGGCGGGAAAAAAACGCCGAGUCGGAGGAAGCGGCGUCGCUUUCGGGAGGAAAAGACGACGCCUGCAGCGACAAGACUCUGCUGCGUUUUUUUUUCCUCUUUUCAUGAGAUGCAUAAAGAGGACAUCUUGUCUUUAAGGGCGACCAAGCACAGGAGCUUUUUACAAGUGUUAAAAACUGCAGCUGCCGUUGACGUCUUGCAUAAAGAACAGGUGGGGAGGGAUGACACAACCCAGCGGCUUCCAGGCAGAACCCGUCGUAUCUGGUGGGUCAAAGCAGAGCACCGGGGGGGUUUGUCCGGAUCAAACGGCUCUUUGGGAGCGACUGGACUCAAAAUCUGCCGUUUUGUAGCUGUAGAUAAAUACGGGAGCUCGUCUUCACGUGGGGGGGGGGAAACGCGUCUUGCUUUCUGACAGAUCGUCUGGAUCAAACCCUAAUUUGUGCAAUAACGGAGGUCAGCGUGGGCCUCGUCUGCUGAAUUCACCCACGCAGACGGCAGCUUUCAGCUCUGCGGUGACGGCAGGGAAGACGCCACGCAGGCAGAGAUCUUCCUGCAGCUUAGCAGUUUCACCACGACGCUCAUCCAGUGUAAGAUUUAGCCGUAAAGAUACGUUCAGGUGGAUCGGCUCUUCUGGGCCGAGCCGGGCUGCUUGUUGUGUGCUGCGGGACGUACCGACCUGGUGUAGCCGCUUUGUCCGCCGUCCUGUGAGGGAAUGUGGUUUAAUGAGUCUGAUGGGUGACGUCUACCAGCAGAAGGUCUCAGUCAUUAUGUUGGAUCUGCGGUCAGAAUCUGACUCAUUUCAGACGAGUCCACCAGCCCAGCAGGGAUCAGAACCAAUAGUCACAUAAAAAGUUACAAUAAAAUCUUUUUUUUUUUCUUCUUACAAAUUCAACGUUUUUUUUUUGUUGUUGUUUUUUUCAUAAUAUAUUUUAGAACUUUAUGUCUCUGCUUCACAAACACGGAAACUGAUUUAGAAAUGAAGGUUUAUCAUGUCAAACUGGCUACUUUAGGACACCAGGUGCACCAAACAGUGCAGCUGAACCACUAAGCAGCUUCGCAAUAAAUGUAUUUGGACAUAUUUUCACAUAGAUUCAUACUUAUUGAUGCUCUCCUGAGACCAUCAGUGAUUAAACUAAUUUUCCCAACUCUGGGGUUUGUAAACACAAUCAAUUAGUGAAUAUCUACAAACAAUAAUUGUCCAUCCUUAAAAUGACAUGCCGUUGAAUUUAAUCAUAACCUUUAUUUAUAUUUUUGAUUAAUAAAAUGAAUGAAAAUACUGAUAUCUAGUGGUUUAAAGCACAUGAGCUUAAAAUGGUUUGUUUACGAGGAUGAAACGAACAAAAUUGCUACUUCUGGGGACAAAACGGCGGGUGAAGUCCCGACUGUAAGCAGCAGCAGCAACGCAGCGUCGCUCCUCUCAUCCAUCUCUGUCAGAAAGCAAGUAUUUCUCUCAAAGGCCAUCUCAUCUCUGCUCCAGUGUCAGUCUGUAUUUGCACAUAAGAGAAAUUAAGCUAAUUCCAUGUAGUGUAACGCGUAGAACUACAGCAGGCAGGCUAAAGGUGGUAGGGUAGUAAUAAUGGUAAUAAUAAUAAUGCUAAUAACGGCAAUAGACCUGAGGAUGUUUGUUUAUCCCGGCCCCAAUUUAAGCAGCGGUGUUAGAAUCAACAUUAAGUGUCCUUAAUCCUCCGAAUCUCCUCCUGCCAACCUGGCGCAGUGCAUUGAUUAUAGUAUUAAGACUGUGUUGCACAAAGUAGCUUUAAUUUAUCAGAGCUUUUUGUUCACGUGUGACUCCACAGAUUAUUACCUGUCCUCAUCUGAACAUGUAGCAGGAAACAUUGCUGUUGACAAUUUUUUUUGGUUGGGGGUGGGGGGUGUAUGAGGCUGAAGUAGGGGAGUGUGUAUGAGGCUGAAGUAGGGGAGUUGUUUUAAUGGAAAAUCUUGUUUUACUCCAGGAACAGUGCAAUUCCCCCUGACCGACUUGCUUAUGUUGGUUUAGUGUUAAAUCAGUCGUCGCCUUGUGUUUCGUCCAACUGCAGCACUUUUCUUUAAGGAAAGACAUCUGAGCUUUUCCUGACCGAUACGAUUUCUGUUUGGAUGGUGUUUUUUUUUUAUUAUUUUUGUUUUUUGUUUUUUUGUUUUAUUACAAUUUUGACCUAUUCUGAUUUUUUUUUUUUUCUCUCUCUCUCUCUCUCUCUCAGGACUAUAACACAUAAGAGAGGAAAAAUGUUUGCUGCAAGUUUGUCUUUUUGAUUUCAACAUGAAAUGAAGUAAACACAGAUUUUUUUUUAUUUAUUUUUUUUAUUUUUUUUUUCCCCUAACUGCACCAGAACAUAUCUCACCUAACAUUUAUCAGAUUUUUGUUCAAAUCCAGAGAAAAGCACAUCAAGGUACUUGCUGCUGAUUGAUGUGUUUAUGGAGUGAAAAUGGCGGGACUUCCUAGUUUUGACGCAUUUAUUGAAAUAUUGGCUGAUUCCGACCUCUGGCCUGGUGCAUCUCUAGGAAUAUCACCGCGGUUGAUGUUUAACAUGAUGCAUCUUCCUUAUUCUGAUUAUAAUCUGUUAGGAUUAAAGCCCUUAAAAUUUAUAACGGAUAUAAAUAAUCUUAAGAAAAGCUUUAGAGGAAACACGUUUAAUGCAGUUCUGUGUAUAUAUCUAUAUAAAACCACAAACUGAGUUUAUUUUAAUCUCGACUAGUCGUAGAUAAAUGGUGGGUGACGGUAAUAGUCACUUUAUGAAGAUUAUUCUGUACAGACGGGUAUGUUUAUGAAAUAUGUUCAUAUUUAGGGGUGUAGACUGCUCAAAAGGCUAAUUUAAUUCAGAUUUUUCCUUCUUUUUGCUCCGCAGAGCUGAGUGUUCAUAAAGGUCAGUUUUAUUGUAGCCAGCCUGAGUGUAUUCUUGCAGAAACUGGACAAUAAAAGGACUUUUUUUUUUAAAAACAAAUCACUGCUCAUUUCUUUAAAGUCCUGCAGUUUAACAGCAUUUCGUUUCAGGUUGCAGCUGCUGCACAAGACGAUCAAACGAACGUAGCUGUCCUAAAUGAAAUUGAAAUGUUUGUGUUCAGCUUUCUUUUCCUCCCCUUUUAAUCUUCCAAAUGUGAACUUGAUUAAAUAAGUCUAAUUUUCUAAUGUAAAUCAUUGAAUUAUAUACAGAAAUCUACUGAUGUAAUAAAGGAAAAAUGUGAAACAA